Metopolophium dirhodum (rose-grain aphid) is the source of this 2863-nucleotide messenger RNA. RefSeq names its product zinc finger MYM-type protein 1-like. The transcript has 8 exons. Bases 612 to 2117 code for a protein of 501 amino acids. The record is from RefSeq and is a predicted model, not a curated record. NCBI's taxonomy places the organism in Eukaryota, Metazoa, Arthropoda, Insecta, Hemiptera, Aphididae.
AUCAUUUAAUUGUUAUUGGUUAUACACGUAUUAUGUCAUAGACAACAGGAUAAAUUAAUGUCUAAGAUUUGACUUAUAUAAUAAUAAUAAUAAUAAUAAAUAAUAAUAUAAAUUAUGUUACCUACUUACCUAUAUAGGUAGUAUAUAUUAUAUAAUUAUAGUAAUAAUACCUAGGUAUAAUAUAUUGUAUAAAAUAAAAUAUCAAAUAUGAUCCUGAUACACACAUAGAUAAUAAAGAUAGAUAUCUCUAUACUAGCCCGUAUCCGUAGGUCGUAGUGUGGUCGUAGCCAGUAACAGCUUAUCAAUGUCUUUCGCUAAUCUGGUAAAUAGAAAUAACCGUCUAAAAAUAGAACGCUCAUAAUCAAUUAUUGUCGAUUCGAUGUGACCAUUCUGAUUGUAUUUUUUCUGUGAAAACACACAGGCCGCACCAUCAGACCAUAAUCAUAUUAUACUCGUAUUUUUCGAAUCGUUAAGUCUGUGCGAGUGUGCGACGUACGUGUAACGUGUUUUAUUGUUUAUCCUCAUUAACUUCCUAUAUUUUAUUUUAUUUAAAUUAUAUUUAAUUUUAUUUUAAUUACCUACUCAAGUUGUUAUUGUUUUUAAAUUUUAUUAUGGAAAAUACUAAAAAGAUUUUUAGUAUUUUCAAUUUUGAAAAAAAGUCAAAAAAUGAUAAUGAUAAACACCAAGAAUUGAAUUCUGAGGUCGUUGAUGACCCUGAUAUUGAAAUUAUAGAAAAAAAUGUUAUAGUGAAUCAAACUGAUGCUAAUCUUGUCGAAACAUUUCCAUUUCAACACAACAAAAAUGAACUCCAACAUUCUGAUUUAGGAAAUCUUGCAACUGGACCUUACCGUCCUGUUUUAAAUGUGUAUAAACAAACUAGAUUUGGUUCGCAAAACAGAUCGUUUAGUAGCGAAUGGUAUAAACAAUAUACUUGGUUGGAGUAUAGUAUAAAAAGCAAUGCAGCAUUUUGCUAUGUAUGUAGAAUGUUUGCUGAUGAACUUAUUGACGAAGUUUGGACAAAUAAAGGAUUUUCGAACUGGCAAAAACUUAAUGAAAAACUGAAAAAACAUACCAAAACAAAGCGACAUUUAGUUUGUCUAUCUAAGAUGAAUGGCUACUUAGCUUGUAAGAAAUCUGGUUCUGUUAUGGUGAAGCAGUGUAGCGGCUAUAAGGAACAAGUGGCCAAAAACCGUGCCUACAUUGGUACGCUUAUUGACAUAAUAUUAUUUUUGGGAAAACAAGGUAUUGCUUACCGAGGCCACAGAGAAGAUGCAGAUUCUCUAAAUCAAGGCAAUUUUAAGGAAUUAUGUGGACUUUUAUCAAAUUAUCAGCCAGAUUUCAAAAACAAAUUUGAUGAAGCAACAAAUUAUACGAGCUGGUCUAUUCAAGAUCAAUUAAUUAAAUUGUGUGCAGAAGAUAUAAGAGAAACUAUUGUCAAAGAAAUUGAUAAGAUUGGUUUUUUUGCUUUAAUGUGUGACGAAGCUAGAUGUUAUAGAGAAGAGCAAUUGUCAAUUUGUGUAAGAUAUACCAUUGACUUGGAUGUAUAUGAAAGAUUCUUAUGCUUUGUUGAUGUUUCAAAAGGACAAACUUCCAACAAUAUCGUUACUGCACUGUUUGAAUGUUUUGAAAAACAAAAACUGACUAUGUCCAAAAUCAAAAUAAUUGCACAAUCAUAUGAUGGUGCUAGUGUUAUGUCCGGACACUUACGCGGUGUUCAAUCAAGAAUUAAAGAACACUAUCCAUACGCUGUAUACACUCACUGUAUGGCACACCGCCUUAAUUUAGUAGUUGUAGAUACAUGUAAGACAAUAAAGAGUGCAAAACAUGUUUUUAAUGUGCUUGAAGCAAUAUAUGUACAUUUUUCACAACCAUCAAAAAAUAAAAAGUUAUGUGAAAUGCAAAGCAAUCUAGGAUUAAAUAAAGGAAAUUUAUUAAGAAUAUGUGACACAAGAUGGGUGUGCAGAUAUAAAAAUUGUGUUGCAAUGUUGAAAAAUUAUUCCAGCAUUCUUAAUAUUCUUAACGAUGAAAUUGAGGAACAAAUUGAUAAAGAUGUAGCACGUGCAUUAGCAAUCAACUUCAAUCUAAAUCUGCCACCUUGGGCAAAUCGAGUAGUGUAAUACAAAGUGUGAUUUCUACUUUUGAAAAUCAGAGGAAUGAAGAUGGUUUUUUUAAGCUCUGGGAACAGAUUAAGGAAUUUGCACAGUUAAACCAAAUAACAUUGGAAUUAUCAAACUCUAGUAAGAAUUAAUAAUUUAAAAAUGUGUCAAGAAAUAAUGUAUAUUUAAUAUUUAUUUUUAAUACCUAAGUACUAAUGGUUUUACUUUUAUCUACCUAGGAGCAAAAUCUAAACGCAAACGCCAAGAGCCACGUCACUUGCAGAGUUAUAAUCUCGAGACAUUAACUGGAACACAAAGUGAGACAGAAUGUAGAACUGUUGAAGAGCAUUGGAAAAUCAUUUAUUUUCAAAUAAUUGAUGCUGUUAUUGUAAAUUUAAAAUACCGUUUUUCGGAUGAAAGUUUAGUUUUAGCUAACUCAUUAGACCAGUUUAUGAAAAUGGAUUUUGAAAAAGGUUCAUAUUUCAUCAAUCAUUACAAGGUUCGUAACUAGUAAAUUAUAUAUAAACUAAAUAAUAAUAACUCAUUAAUUGAAUUCAUAAUAAUUAUAAAUAGGUACCUAACAACCAUGUAUAUAAUAUAUUGUUGUGAUUAAUGUAAUGUAGGUUAAUUUUGUAAAUAAAAUAAUCAUGUGAGGAUAAUAUAAUUUCAGGAUGUUGUGGAUAUUGAUUUAACAUCAUUGAAAGCAGAAAUGUUGCUGACAAAAAAUUGUUUACAUAAUAGAAAUUUGGAUUUUGAUAUACUUGGAA